Prorocentrum cordatum is the source of this 885-nucleotide messenger RNA. Lineage: Eukaryota; Dinophyceae; Prorocentrales; Prorocentraceae. The record is from the annotation of a GenBank genome assembly.
AUGGUGUUCUCCCGACGCGACGGGGUCUGGGCCCCGCAGCCUGCCCCCAUGCGCCGCUCGCGGGCCUGCGCGGCCGCCGCCGCCGCCGCCGCGGUGGCCAGCGUGGUCGGCUGCCUGCGGCCCUCCGCCUUCUCGCUGCCGGUGCGGGCCGCGGCGGGGGCCGGCGCCGCUGGCGCGGGCCCGCGGCAGCACCUCCUCGGGGCCGCGGCGGCGGCGGCCGCCGCAGCGCCGGGCUCGGCCUCGAAGCUCUCGGCCCGCGGCAGCGGCGGCGGGGUCGGCGCCGCCGGGCUCGCCCUCGCGUCGGUGGCGGUGGCCGCCGCCUCCGCUGGGCGCCGCCGCGCGGCCGCGAUGCGCGCACGCGGGGGCGACGAGGAGGAGAGCGGCUGGACCGGCGCCCUGAAGUGGUCCGCGCUCUCGGGCGAGGUGCCCCUCGUCAUGGACAGCAUUGCCGUGGCCAAGGUCCUGCCGCACCGCUACCCCUUCCUGCUCGUGGACAAGGUCAUCGAGCUGGAGCCGGGGAAGCGCGCGGUCGGCGUCAAGUGCAUCACGGCCAACGAGCCGCAGUUUACGGGCCACUUCCCGGACAAGCCUAUCAUGCCAGGCGUGCUCCAGGUGGAGGCGUUGGCCCAGCUCUUCGGCCUCGUGUGCCUGCAGCCGCCGAUGACGGACGGAACCGGCAAUCCCGAUUUCUUCUUCACGGGCAUCGAUGGCGUCAAGUUCAGGAAGCCAGUGGUGCCAGGCGACGUCUUGGUGAUGGAGGCCACGCUGGAGAAGUUCCGGGAGAAAGCCGGGAUUGCCAAAGCGAGUGGCAGGGGUUACGUCGACGGCAAGCUCGCCGUGGAAGUGAAAGAGAUGACCUUCGUCAUCUUGAAGGAGGACAAGUAG